AUGCAGUCUCACAACUUGGCGUCUGGCACGGCCUCGUUAGCGACAUUCGCGGCGCUGUCGCACGACAUCUCGUCGUCCGUGGCGUCCAUCCUGCUUUCCACCACCAGCGCCGCCAUCCAUCCGCACCUCUUUCAAGCAUGGAGCUUCCCGCCCAGUCCCCGCUCCGACGCGCGCGGGGCCUUUACCCCCGAUGAUAUCACCUACGCCGCAGCCACAUCUGCGCUCAAGGAUGCGCCGUUCGUGGCAGCAGUAGGCGUGGGUGAUAGGGUAGAUGGCAGUGCUUGCAGGUACGCGGGGGACGAACAGCUGCCGGCCCUUCUGGGCGUCAGCUGGUGCGGGGUACAGCAGCCGGGGGAAGCGGAGGUGCUGAAGCAGCCGGCGCAGCGGAGCAUCAGCCCUACCCGUGAGCGUAGAAAGGCCGCCCCCUCCAGUCCUGCCUCCAACCGCCUGCACUGCAGUUCCGAACUCACCUCGGCAUCGCACCACGUGUACAACGCGAUGGCCUCACCGUAUUCCCAGGGGCAGCACGCACGGUGCGACCCGCAGAGUGGGGCGUCCAGUGCGACCAAGGAACCCUCGUCUAGUCCCACGCAUCAGAGUCCCACAGCCGCUUCCCGUGGCGGAGCCGACAUUCCUCGCACCGCCUACCCCUCGCCUCUCGCUGCGCCUGGUGUGCCCCAUCUGUUUUCGGCCAAACCGCCUCGGCCUCCGCGGCACGGCAGCAAGGCGGCAAGCAGAGGCUUGCGAGGUGGCGAGUCAAGAAAGGCGCCCGCAGGCGGCGCUGGUCGGCUGAGCCGUCUCAUGGGCGGGCGGCGGAAGGCGAGUGGCGGGGAGGCUGCGGUGAUGAUGCCGCUGAUAAUUCUGCUGCUCGUUCUCUUCCUCGUGCUUACCAUUGUCCAAGCAGGCGGAGAGGGGUACAGCGCGGAUGCGCGGGGCGAGCAGGAAUACGCGACAGGGAAGCAGCGUGGCGCGGAAGUGGGCGCUCGAAGGCGAGGGCGCAAGCUCAGCGCGGACGCGGCGGAGGAGAGGGGCGCAGAGGGCACGUGGGGGGCGGCGAAUGUAUGGGCGGGAGAGCAGGGGGAGGCGGAGGAGAGCGGGCAGGUGGAGGCGGAAGAUAUGAGGACGGAGUGGCAAGGGUGGGCGGAUGGGGGGAGGGCGGGGAUGUGGGGCGAGGGGGGCGGAGGUGCGCAUGCGAGGCGGCCCCUGUCGCAUGCUGUGUCGCUGGGUGUCUCUCUCGCGCGCCACCUGCAGCAGCAGCCAAGGGCGGGGGCGUGGGGCGAGGCGCAUGGCGCAGGAGCGGAAGAGGAGGAGGAGGAGGCGCAUGGCGCAGCAGGGCGAGGCGGGAGAGUGUUGGCGGCUGGUGCGCUGAAACCUGCUGCGCCCGUCCCCAUCCCCAUCCCCACCCGCGCGCCCCUCCGCCUGUCCCGGGGCAUGAGUCUGGAGGCGCACGCCUUUGGCGACCUGUACGCGUCGCCCCCCUCGCCCCCGCGCCACGCUGCACCCCACCUCAAACCUGCCGCUGCCCCCUCGUCCCCACCAGCGCCCACAGCGCUGGCAGCGCGGGUCAGCCCGGCGCGCGGUGCACAUGGGCUGGGUGCGGACGGGGGACGUGAGGGGCCGCGGGGGCACGGUCACGGGGUGAGCGAGGGCGGUGGUGCCGCUGGGGGAGUCGCUGGGGGGCAUGGGGGCGCGCACGGCCACGGCGGGCUGCCGAAACCGCCUGGCAAAGGGGGAAGGGGGGGCGCGGGCGAGGGCAGCAGCAGCAGGCGCGCAGGGAGGCAUGGGCGGUCGGCGUCCGUGUCUAGCAUUGAGGAGGGCUCCCUGGGGGGCUUCCCCACGGGCGCGUCGCCCACACGCGCAGGGGGCAGCCAAGGGGGCGCUGUUACGGGGCGGCAGCAGAGGGGUGAUGGGCGUGGGGAGCAGAGGCAUGCGCGGUCGGGGUCAGGGGGGAGUGCAGUGGGGGGAAAGGGCAGGGCAGGGCAGGGUGAGGUGGAGCAGUGCGGGGAGGAGGAGGGAGUGCAGGGCGAGGAUGGGGAUGCGGUGCUGUGCGGUGCACGUGGUGCUGCUUCCCCCGUGCGGCAAUCCCCACCACCCGCACAGCUGACUCGGCACCACAGGCAGGGCAGCCUUCCUCCCAACCUGCACUUCCUCCCACACUCCAUGUCCCCUUCGCCACCCAACUCCCGCUCCGCCUCUCCUUCCAAUCUCAUUCCCCCGCUGCCCCACCCGCCCUCCUCCCUCCAUCCCCCUGUGCGCCGGCGGUUACUGCAGCAGCAGCAGCAGCAGCAGCAGGUGGGCGAGCAGGGGGGAGCGGGUGCAAGGCACAAGUCAGUGAUGGUGGAACAUGGCGUGGAGGCACGGCUGUUGGCAGCGAGGGAGGGGGAGGGGAGCGGGGAGGAGGGCGAGGGUGCAUGGUUCAAGGGCGGUGCUGCUGCACUGCCUGGUCACGGGCUGGAUCGAGCGGCACCAGCAGCGGCAGGAGGAGCAGCGAGUGAGGCAGUGGGGGCCAGUGGGGGGCGGGGCAAGUCAGGGCUGGGACCAUCCCGGCGCACCAAGAGCAUGGCCUUCCCCUCCUCCCUGCCCUUCACACCUCCCCAUCCCGCCGCCACUACGCAGCGAAGCCCUGCACGCGAGCAGCAGGGCGACAGCCACAACACCCUCCCAGACUCUGCUGGGGAGGCACGCAGCAAGACCAGUCCCCUCCGGCCACCAGCUGUGCCCACACGUGCUGCCAGCCCCACCCUUAUGCUCACUGCUGCCAGCACCAGGAGCAGCCGCCUGGGCCGUGCGGGCAGGAGCCUGGGCGCUGGAGAGCUCGCUCGCCUCGUGGCCGCCGCCUCCUCGCCGUCCUUCCUGCCGCCCGGUGCAUGGACGGCGUGCGGCGCAGGGAAAGACGUGGAGCAGGACCUGUAUGGUGAGGGGGAGGCAGAGGCAGAGGGGCGUGGGGAGGGGUGGGGGGCGGGCAGAGGGGCGGAGAGGCAGGCGAAUGGGAGGGUGCAUGAGGUAGGCGUGGGAGGGGACGUGGUGGGGGCAGGCGUGCAGGGGUGCGGUGUGCCGUGUGAAGGAGGUGUUGCGGGUGAGGUGGGGUGGGUGGGGCAUGCAGGGACAGAUGAGGAGGGCGCGAGGGAGGUGGGCGGGGGAGGGCGGGAGGAGAGGGUUGAGGGAAAGAAAGAGGGGAAGAAGAAGGUGCGGAGGAAGGGGAAGAGUGUGGAUAGCAUGGGCGCAGUGGCAGUGGUAAUGGCAGGGGCAGGGGAUGCGGACGAUGGGGGCAGUGGCGGUAGCAGUGUUCGAGGGCCAACGGGGAAGCAAAGGAGGGAGGGCAGCAAGGGUGGGGGCAGUGCAGAAGGCAUUGGUAUCCCAGCAGCAGGUUCUGUGGAAGGCGAGGGGGAGCAAGGCGCAGGCAGGACAGGGAGGCGGGAGAGGGCGAGCAGUGCAGGCAAGGCAGGGGUGGCACAGAAGCAGCAGCACCGGCGCCACCGCACUGAGCUGCUGGACGGCCAUGGCAGCAAGGCACGCUGGGGGAGAGGGGGCAGCGCAGGCAUGCAGGGCGACUUGUUCCCUGCGCCCAGCAGCCCCGUGUCCCCUCAAGCCCGUGCUGCUGCUGCUGCGCCGUGGGAAGCAGGCACAGGCGGGUUGGGGUCAGGGGGAGCGGGCGCCGGUGGCAAGGCGGGCAGGCUGAGGCGGGGGUUGAGCGAGGCGGUGGGCAUGGGCGCGCACAUGCGAGCGGGGGACAUGGAUCUAGCGCACUGGGUGCACACAGGGGAGCGCGCCCAGGGGAAAUGGCCUCGCGCGGAGGAGAGUGCAGCGCUGUGGGGGGGGAUGGACAGGGUUGGGGAGUUUCCAGGAGAGGCGAUGGUGAAGGGCAUGUGGGGCGCGAGCAAGGUGAGUGCGCCGCGCAGUGGUGGCAAGGGGGCGCAUGGGGCGACGCACGGCGGGGCGGAGGAGCGGAGCGAGCUGGAGAGCGAGUGGGAGCGGGAGAGGGGCAGGCAGGUGCAGCAGCAUGGGCGCACCAGGAGCUGGGUGGGGGGGGCGACCGGGCAACGGGACAGGGGGAGGGCGGGUGGGGAGGGAGGGGAGGAGGGGAUGAGGGAGGAGAGUGAGGAGGAGGGGGGGAAGGAGAGGGCGUGGGCGUUGGAAGCGCAGCGGCAGAUGCAGCGAGGGGGGCAGCAGCACCUGGCAGGGCACGGGCUGGCGAGGUGGACGUCUCUGGCGCCGGGGCUGGCAGCCGCACAGGCCGCACAUGCAGCACACACAGCGCUGGGUGCACACGCAGUGAAGACACAGCAGACAGUAGCAGAGGCAGGCGAGGCAGGAGCAGCCAGUGCGGGCACGGCAGGGGGCUCGGGCACGCGAGGUCAGCCCACCACUGGCUCUCCUCUGCCCUUCCCCUUGCUGGCAGGAGCAGUGACGGCGGCAGCAGGGCAGGCAGGGGCGGUGGGGCGAGUGAGGCUGGUGCGCGCAGUGGGGGGCAGCAUGAGUGUGGGCAUGCACAAGCUGAGCGAGGUGCUGUGGGACGUUGCUGCUGCUGCCGCUGCUGCUCCUGCCAAUCCAGAGAGCGCCCCUGCCUGUACUCACAGCAGUAUUGAAGGCAACGCUCAUGCCUCUCCUCUGCAUGCGUCCACCUCGGAGUCACAGCAGCAGCAGGCAGGAGCAGCGUUGCCCCACAGUGUGCCCAACAAUCUGCUUACCUCUCUUCCAAGGCUCGCCCCCCUCACCUCCCCCGCCUCCUCCUUCUCCUCCCCCUCGCCUGCCUCCUCUGCCUCCUCCGCCCCCAGUUCGCGUUCCCUCUCCCGCACGCUGGGGGAGGGCAGGGCACAGGGCGCGUUGGCACAUGUGAAGGAUGAGGAGGAGAGAGACGGGAGGAGGAGGCAGCCGGGUGGCCGCGCAGUGGAGCACAACGGCCCUGCUGUGUCGCCCCUCGCCGUCUCUCCGCAUGCCCCAGUGCACGUGCAUGGCAGCACGGGGGCACGGCAGGGAGGGGGCAAGGGCAUGAGCAGGGUGGUGCGGUCAACCAGCAGCAUGGCUGCCAUCACCGCCUCCUCCUCCCUGCUCGCCCACCUCCUUGCUGCCGCCUCCUCCGCCUCCCCCUCCGCCACUGCUGCUGCUGUGGUUGGUGCUGCCAGCCCUGCUGUGGCGCGCCUGGAAGGAGGGCCGGCUGGAGCGCUGUGGGGGGAGGGCGAGCGGGCAGCGGGCGCGGCAGGGAGUGGCGCGGGGCAUGCGGCAUGGCAGCAACGGGAGGGAGGGAGUGCCUGCUCGCCGUCUGCUGACGCGCUGGGAGCGGUGCCAGGGGUUGAGGAUGCUGGGGCAGCUACAGAGCAGCAAGGGGAGGUGGGGGAGGGCGGACAGGGAGCAAUGGGCAGUGGCAGGGAGCGGCGGCUGGAGAAGAUGCCGAGUGACGGCUUCCAGACAGCCAUGCGGUCCGAGCGAGCUGCCGCACGCAAGGGCAGCAGGAGGAAGAGCCGCAAGCACAGCAGCGGCGCCAGCACUGACGCUGCUGCUGAUGCUGCAGGCGCUACCGCACAUGGCAGUGGCGGGGGCGAUGAGGAUUUAGAGGAGGUGGAGGGUGCAGAUGGGGAUGGGGGGGCAUGGGUGCAGGGCAGCAGGGACGAGGCAGCGGAGGUGAGUGUGGAGGAGCAAGGCGUGGCGGCAGGGGCGGGUAAGGCAGUGCGGGCCGAGGAGCAGUCACUCGGUGCCUCUGUCCCAGGCAGCAGCGGCAGCGCAAGCGCAGAAGCACAGUCGGGGAAGGGCGAGGGCGAGGCAGGCAGCAAGGCAGAGGGAAAGGGUGGUGGGAAGGCGGGGGGGAAGGUACCCCGGGCGAAGCAGAAGCUGGGGCGGGGCGGCAGGGAGGUGUUGCGGCGAGGGCUGUCGAGUGUGCAUGAGGAGUACGAGGUGCACAUGGACAUGCAGCUGGGCAGUGGGCAGUUCGGGGUCAUCCGCAUGGCGCAGCACAGGGAGAGCGGGGAGAAGUUCGCCUGCAAGAGCAUCAGCAAGAGCUGCCUCAAGAGCAAGGCGGACGCGGACGACAUAAGGCGGGAGGUGGCCAUUCUGGAGCUGCUGGCGGACCACCCACACGUCGCCCGCCUGCACGCCGCCUUCGAGGACCACCAGGAGGUGCAUCUGAUAAUGGAGCUGUGUCGGGGCGGCGAGCUGUUUGACCGCCUCAAGCUCGUGGGCACGUACAGCGAGCGCGAGGCGGCGGUGCUGCUGCGCACGCUGGUGGGCGUGCUGCAGCGCUGCCACGCCAUGGGCGUGGUGCACCGCGAUGUCAAGCCCGAGAACAUCCUGCUCGUCUCCAAGCGCUCCCACACCGACAUCAAGCUCAUUGACUUUGGUGUCGCCGCCUUCCUCAAGCCCGGUGUGGAGCUAUCGGAGUUCGUGGGGUCGCACUACUACAUGGCGCCCGAGGUGAUCGAGGGGCAGUACGGCGCAGAGGCGGACAUCUGGAGCGCGGGCGUGGUGCUCUACGUGCUGCUGUCGGGGGUGCCGCCCUUCUGGGCCAAGAGCGAGGAGGGCAUCCUGCAGGCUAUUCUCGACUGCCACCUGCGCUUUAAGGCGGAUGCGUGGCGCACACGCAGCGAUGCUGUGAAGCACCUGCUGCGCUGCAUGCUCACUCGCAGCCGCACCGCUCGCAUCACUGCAGAAGGCAUUCUGGCCCACCCGUGGAUGCAGGCCUUUUCCCAGCCACUGCCAGCGCCAGACGCGGACCACUGGUGGCGGAACUUUGCGCAUUCCUGCAACCGGCAUCCCGCCGCGGGCGGCGGAGGCAGCGCGGGCAACGCCAGCAGCAGCCCCGGCCCCGCCAUAACCCGCGCCACCCGCCAAUUCUCCGCCUCCAGCGCCGGCGGAAGCGGCAGCGGGGGCGGAGGGAGGGCGGGGGGGAGGCAGGCGGAGUGGUACGUGGACCGGCACGGCGUGCGGCACUUCCAGCGGCGGGGGCCGCUGGCAUGGCUGGCGCAGGCGACCUCCAGGCAGACCGCGCAUGGGGGGUGGCGCGUGUCCCCCGAGGUGGUUGUAUUGGCGGUGGGGGCGACGGGCGGCGCGGCGGCGUGGGUGUACGUGAGUCACGUGCAGGAGGUGCCGUACACGCAGAGGCGGCACUGGGUGCUGCUGUCCGUGGCACAGGAGAAACGCAUCGGUGAAGAGGCGUUCCAAGAGGUGAGGGAGCAGCAUCGCGACCGCCUGCUGCCGUCCACGUCAGCAGAGGCGCUGAGAGUGCGCCACGUGGCGACCAAGAUCAUCCAGGCCACCACGGAGCACGUUGACCCGGGCAAGCCCCCCCGGGUCGAGUACUGCCCUCUCUCCCCCUCCUCCAGCGCCCCCGCGCACCACCCCGCCUCCACCCCCUCGCCCCCCGCCUCUGGUGCUGUGGGCGGGGGGAAGCAGGGCGGGGGGGAGGGGGCGACGGGGGGAGCAGCAGGCGAGGGCGGUGGGGAUGCGCUGCUGGAGGACAGCGAGUGGCUGGACAGGCAGCAGCGGCAAGCGCAGGCAGUACGAGGCGAGGGGCGGCCGUUUGAGGAGCACUUGAAGGGGCUCACAUGGCAGGUGGCGGUGGUGGAUGCGCCGGUGCUGAACGCCUUCUGCCUGCCCAGCGGCAAGGUGGUCGUGUUCUCGGGGCUGCUCAAGUGCUGCCCCGAUGAUCACCAGCUAGCCACCGUCAUCGGCCAUGAGGUGGCGCACAUAGUGGCGAGGCAUGGAGCGGAGCGCAUGAGCAGUGCCAUGCUGGUGGCGGUGGUGCAGAUGAUCAUCGUCAACUUCAUUGUCAGCUGGCCGGGCUUCAUCCGCACCGCAUCUGACCUCCUCAUCUCGCUGCCCUUCUCCCGCAUGCACGAGUUGGAGGCGGACCGCAUAGGGCUCAUGCUCAUGGCCAAGGCGGGAUACAACCCCGAUGCUGCUCCAGGCGUGUACGAGAUGUUGGACCAUGCAAGCAGUGGCGGCAAGGAGCGGCGACCAGCACCGGCACCGGAGGGGGCGGACAAAGCAGGGUGGGGCGACUUCAUGUCCACGCACCCUGCAGGCACGCGCAGAGCAGCGCUGCUGCGCGGCAGUGCGAGCAUGCAGGAGGCGAGGCGCGUGUACCGAGAGACAGUGGAGAGGGAGGCAGGGGUGCGAGGUCGGGCGUGGGGCGGGGGGGACUCGUGGUUUGGCUUCUGA
Closterium sp. Naga37s-1 is the source of this 8151-nucleotide messenger RNA. Lineage: Eukaryota; Viridiplantae; Streptophyta; Zygnematophyceae; Desmidiales; Closteriaceae. The record is from the annotation of a GenBank genome assembly.